Messenger RNA from Stomoxys calcitrans (stable fly), 9982 nucleotides. RefSeq names its product microtubule-associated protein futsch. The coding region runs from base 1796 to 9673 and encodes 2625 amino acids. The transcript has 8 exons. The record is from RefSeq and is a predicted model, not a curated record. Gene Ontology annotation, molecular function: protein binding. Gene Ontology annotation, biological process: response to starvation; autophagy. Gene Ontology annotation, cellular component: cytoplasm. NCBI's taxonomy places the organism in Eukaryota, Metazoa, Arthropoda, Insecta, Diptera, Muscidae.
AAAUCUACAACAUUUUUACAUAUCAUCAUGGGCAAACAGCAGUAACAAAUUUUCGGUUAAAAAUCAAUCAAAUUACCUUCCUGCAGCCAUACAGCCAUCCAUCCGCUGACUCUGCCUCCACCCCCUUAAAACAGGUCAACAUCAUCCUUUUGAAAAAUAAGAAAAAAAAAAACAGGAGUACUUUGUAUUCCCUUUUUUCGCCCAUAACCAAUAUGAGUGUGUGUGCGUGAGUGUGCUCCAACAUUUACGUCGUUUACUUGCUUUGCUGUUAGCUGCCGCUGCUUCUGCCUGCCUGCCAGCAUUCUCUACUCUUCUUUGUUGUGACUUUGACUUUGGCCAAGAACAGAGCAAAAUAUAACGUCAGCGUCGUGGAAUUGUCGGGAAUAAGCAAAAGCACAACAGAGCGCAGCCCCAUUAUCGCAGUCAGCAACAAAUCCACUAAAAGCAACAACAGCAAAACAUUUCGAAUGUAAAUAAAAAAUAAUUGUACAAUAACAGAAAAUAGCAGAGAGCAAGAAAGAGACUUUAAAAGUGAAUGAGAGAGAAAGCAAUCUACGAAUACAACAAUAACAACAAACAAAAGACAACAAAAACUUCUUGCAUCGGAAAACAGAUGAUUUUUGUUAUGUUUCUGCAAGUUCCCUCCUAAACCCACCACACAAACAAUAGUCGUCAAUCAUUCUCCCUUAUUUGUAUACGUGUAUAUGAGUUGUGUGAAUGUAUGCUGGUGGGGGUCUUUCGUUCAGUUUCUUCUUUUUGUGAUUUGAUUGUUGAGCAUUGUCGAUGUUUGUUUGUUUGCUCCUCUAAACGCCACCUUGUUGUUCUUCAUCUAUCUACACCUCUGUCCGCUGUGAUCAGUUUUAUUAUUGGCUAUUUUUUUCUCUGGACUCUCCUGCGUAUCUCCCCACAAGCCUUUCAACAUAUCUUCCCAAUCGGAAGUCUGGCGACAGCUGGUGUUAUUAUCAAACAUAAAUACUUACCUACAAAACUUGAUUGUUUCUGGAUAUCAUCAUCGUUAUUUUUUCAUUGGAUACUUAUGUCUUGAGCUCUUAGCUCAGCUGAUGGUGGCGACAGUGGUUAAUUAUAACAUCAUUGUUCAACAUUUACUGCAAAAGUUCCGGAAUUCUUAUAUUUGAUAAUUGGGGUCGCUGACGACACACACAACCAUAAAAGCAGAAAUAAGAAAAAACAAAAAUUAUUUCGUUGAUAGCUGUAACAACGUUUCAAAAUCAGCCAUCGAUUGCGAUCAGCGUUCGUAAAGUAUACGAAAAAAAAAGGAAACAAAAGGUUUCUUGGUGUCAGACAUAAACACUUGGCAGACAGUUUGUCUCCAACCGAUGUGGAAAUUUAAGUGACAAUAACCACAUCGUUGAGUGCAAUACAAGAAAUAAAAGAGAACAAACACAACACACUCGCUGCACAAUAAAACUGAAAAGGAAAGAAAAAAACUACCAAGGUUCGAUUAAUUAAAAAAAGCACAAAUAAAUAAUUAAUAUCUUCAAAGAGAACUCGAUUUAAACAACAGUAAAAGGAAAGGAGUUGUUGUUGUCGAACGAAAUUUCUCUUUUGCCAAACUCUCUUGCUUAGACUUUCUCUUACGAUUUUUUCACUCUCUUGGAGUUUUUAUGCUUCGAACGAGAGUCUUGAAAAAAUCUUAAAAAUCCCCAACAAUAGAGAAAGAGAAAGGGAUAUACCGUACACAAAGAGUAAUAAGACGAGCCAAGCUUGAAGAGCCCUUAGGCUGCUCCCCCCACUCACCCUACACCAUUGAUUUCUAAGGACAAAGCAUUACAAAAUGUCUGCAGAUUCACCAAGACGUUCAACGGGCAAUACAUCACGUGGCCUGGUAGCUGUGCCCUCGAUAGUGCCACCACAAGUAGUCAGUGACAGAUCAAUAUUGGACUCUGCCAUUGGUUUCAUCAAUGAGGUCACCUUGGCCCAUCCACCUCACACAGAUCCCAAAGACACCAUAACAUGGGCCAGAUUUGAGACCGCAGCCGAUAUUAGUGAUCCUCGAUUUGGUGAAGAUUGGGAAUUGGAUGGAAAUGUUGCACCUCCCUUGUUGCUUAUACUAGGCUAUGGUCUGGGCGUGCAAGUUUGGGCCAUACCCGCCAAUGGUGAAGCUGUUGAGGUUCUAUCCUGGCGUCAUGGCAUUGUCUCAGCUUUAAGAGUCUUACCCACACCUUCAACAUCAACAGGGGCCAUAGAAGAGAAUGGUCGGGCCGAUGAGCCCAUAGAUGUCUUUGCUGACAAACGACCCCUCAUAGCCUUGGUUGAUGGCAGCUCUUCGUCGGGCGCCCAGCCACAAUUUUGUGCUGUUAAUUUCAUUUCCCUUAAGACUGGUACCCAAGUAAAAGCCAUCAAAUUUAAGAAUCCCGUCAUAGAUGUGCUGGCCAAUCGCUCCUCAAUUGUGAUCACAUUUCAUGAACGCAUAGCGGUUUUUGAUGCUCGCACACUGGAGGAUCGUUUGUCCAUAACAACUUGUUAUCCCAGUCCAGGCAUCAACCCCAAUCCCAUUGCCUUGGGUCCCCGCUGGCUGGCCUAUGCUGAACACAAACUUCUACACUCCAAGCGUAGUGGAGGUGGCUGUGAUGGUGAGGGAGUGGCCAGUUAUACGGCCACAGUAUUAAAUGCCUCCAAAUCUUUGGUUAAGGGUCUAAGGGAAUUGGGUGAACAAGUGGCUGCCGGUUUGACGGGUACCACAGGCAGCACUUCCAGCUCCAAGAAUCCCUCAUUCGAUUCUGGCAUUGGGCCUGAUUCCAAACAAUCCGGCGUUGUAACCAUAAUAGAUAUAAAGCACCCCUUAAGGGAUUUUAGUCCCACCUCCGGUGUACCCAUGUCCAGCUCGCAAUCGGCCGGCACCGAUCCCAUAGUGGCCCAUUUCAUAGCCCACUCUGAGGCUUUGGUGGCCAUGGAAUUUGAUAACUCUGGCAUGCUUUUAGUUACAGCCGAUCGCCGUGGCCAUGACUUCCAUGUCUUUCGCAUACAAGCCAAUCCGGUGGGCUCCAGCCUUGCCGCUGUCCACCAUCUGUAUGUUUUGCAUCGCGGUGACACCAGUGCCAAAGUGCAAAAUAUUUCAUUUUCUUUGGACUCACGCUGGGUGGCUGUCUCCACAUUGCGCGGCACUACCCAUGUGUUCCCCAUCACCCCAUAUGGUGGCCCCAUGGGUGUAAGAACCCAUACAUCACUGCAUGUGGUUAACAAAUUGUCACGAUUCCAUCGCUCUGCCGGUCUCUCAGCCGAGGGUCGUUCCAACUCACCCAUCACACACUCGGAAAGUACCACCUUCUCGUUGUCGCUGCAACCGUAUCACAAUCCCACAUUGCCACCUUAUCCGCGUCCCACUGUGGUUAUGCCUUUGGCUCAGUUACGGCAACCCUUUGCUCUCGGCUCGCCACCAGGUUCGGCCACCAUAGCAAGUGGGAAGUCGGGUCCUGGUGCUCAGGGUUCUGGUUCUCAGCGACAAAGGCUAUCCUCGCUGUCGGAUGAUAGUGGCAAACCACUAAGUGUUUGUGCUAUAUUUGCUAAAUCACGUUCAUGGCUUUUGGAUCCGCCAAAUGUGACACGAGAAGCUCCGCAUCGUAUGCAGCGUAAAGCUGUUGACUCGCUGUUUGUAAUGGCCGGGCAUGGAGCACUGAUACAAUACGAUUUGGAUACAAAGCUUGCCUCCAAUGUUGCCAAAGAAAAGAUAUGUGAUGAUACUCCCAUUGAAUUGGAAGUCGAAGCUAAAGCUCAAUGGAAUUUAGGACGUCGCAAAGAAGGAUCUCAAGAGAUAACACCUCCGCUAACACUGGACAAUUGGUUGGUUAAAAAUCGUAAUUCCUGCAUGUUAACCGAUAGCACUAGACAAUAUGAUGACUCCGAUGAUCGGGGUGAAUCAUGGCUGGCACAAGUAGAAAUUGUAACUCACGCUGGACCACAUCGUCGUUUAUGGAUGGGUCCACAAUUCGUAUUUAAAACCUACAAUACACCCAGCGGGUCAAAUUUAAGCCACGUUGAUAUUGAGGCUGUUGAAAUCGGCACCAAUAAGACAACUACAACUACAACAAAACCCGAGCAUUCAAGUCCCUUAAAUAUGCCACUUACGGCUGCAGGACGUUCGAGCGCUGUGCCUGUACUCAUUGAAUCAGGAUCUUACAGCAGCAUUGAACAAAGUCCCAAAUUAAUGGAUCGUUUUCGUCACGAUCACUUGGAUUCAGACUACUCUGUAGCUCAUGGUGACACACGUCUAAAGGAGGACUUGGCCGAUGCUAUGCGCGAAUCACCCUCUGUUUCGGCCACCUCUAAAGAAUCGGGAGGAGGUCGUGUUAGUGAAACCGGGUGUUCAAGUGACAAUAUAGCCUUCUACGAUGCUCUUGCCGAACACGAUGAUCAAGACCAGGAAUCGGAUUUUCUACACGAUCGUAAUGCCUCGGUUGCCGCCUUGGCCAGUGCUUUGCCCAACAUCUAUUCGUAUGACAACAGCUCUAGUUAUGAGUCCAUAGACUCACUAAAAAAGCCCAAUGUCUCCAUAGAGAAAAUUGUCAAUCCCUUGGGUACAGUGACCACGGUGACCUCGUGUCUAACAGCCGAGGUGAAAAAAGAUAUUUUGGAUGAGGUGGUCUCUCAGCUGGCCGCCGAAGAUACUGUUAUACAUGAGAAUUGUGAUGAGAGUCUUUUCCGUCCUGUAGUUGCCAUAUUUUGUGAUGAAAAGACCCGUCUCAGGCAGGAGGAAGAGGCUCUAAAAAAUCAAGAGCUGUGUCAGCCUCCAGAGAAUAUAAGCAAUAAAUUGAUAGUGCCUGUAAUAGCAAAAGAAGUUGAUGAUGCUCUCAACAAAAAGGAGAAACAGAAGAAUAUCUCCAAAAUUAAGCCAUUACAGGGUAAAGAGCAAGAUUUUGUGGGGGGAAAGGAGCAGAGAAAAUUUGAAGAAAUGUCAGCAUUGAAUAAGAAGUCCAGAAAUGAAGAAGAGAAACCCAUGACAACGAAGGAGAAACAGAAAGAGAAGGAAAAAGAAAAACUCUCCUUAGAAAAGAACAAAGAUAAGGCCAGUACUGCAGAGAGCCAAAAUUUAGAGAUUAAGCCUAGAUUACCUAAAGAAAAUGAAGAGGAAGUAAAAUCGAAAACAAAGUCAACAUCAGAGAUUCAUGAAACUAAAGAGAUUAGCAAAGUGUCAAGAAAAGAGAGCGAUACUAGUCUCUCAGCAACAAAAGAUAGUGAAAGGAGUAAUAAACCCAAAGUUGAGGAAGAAAACAGCAAAUUAGGAGAAGAGAGUGAGAAAGAUGCUCAGCAAAAUUCUGAAACAAAAAACUCUGCCAAAACAAAAGAAAGGCAAAGAAAAAGUGAAGAGCGAGACUCACUAGAGAGAGAUUCAACGAAAGAGAGCAGUAGAAGUUCAGCAGACAAGGAAAUGAGUCCCAAGCCGCAGGUAACAAAUAAAAAGGCCACCAAACCCUCAACUACAGACGAUUCAGAAGAUGAUAAGCCUUUGGAAUUUAUGAGGAUGACACCAGGCAAGGUGGAGAAAGCCACUGUGGCUAUUCCAACAAAAUCUCUCUCAAAAAAAGAAUUAAAAAAGCAACAGCAGCAGAAGGCCAAAGAAGCAGAAGAGGCCAAGAUAAAUGAGAAAAAGAAAAUAGAUAAAGAAAAAGAAGAACAACAAAAGAAAGUAGAGGAGGAGAAGGGGGAUAGAGAGGAAAAAUUUCCUGAAACUCCCUCAAAGAAAAAAUUAAAAGACAAAACCGAUGAACCUAAAGAAACUUUAAAGGACUUCUCUGUAAAAAGUGAAGAACUCUCCAAGAACUUAAAUAUAAAAAGGGAGGAUUCUAACAAGGACUCUCCUACAGAAGCUGCCCUUACCAUUAAAAGAAGCUCAAUUGAAAAAACUGCCACCAUCGUCAAAGAGAAUACUGAAGAAGAGCUGCCAUCCAAAAGAGAAAUAACAAAAUCUGCCACUAACAAAGAAGCGAAAAUCAAUAUCAAGACGGAACAAUUGAAUGUUAAGGAUUUAGCCGAUAGCUUGAUGGAAAUUCAAACAGAGGACUCCACCAGCGAGCUGGAGAAACUAACGUCCCCUUUGGAGACGGUAGAGGUUUUCACCAUACCAAGUGUCACCGCCACUGCCAAAGUUUCUAAGAAAAAUAAAAAGAAAGGCAAUAAGUCAGGUUCAAGCUCUGAAACUGAAGAAAUUAUAGAAAUGCCACAAACUUCAAAGAAAAAAUCUUCCAUUAGCUCGGAAGAGAGUUUUCCGGAUAUAGCCGAUCGUUUGUUGGAGAGAAAAGAUGAUAAGGAUAUGGAGGAAACCAUGUAUGUUAGUUUCACACUGACUGAAGAGCGUAAGAAACCCAAAGAUAAAGCAGAGAAAGAGAAUCCGAAAGAGAAAGCUGAGAAAUCUCUAGCAAAACUUGAAGAAGAGUCGAAAGAAACAGAAAAUAAGAGAAAGAAAUCUUUCUCUGGUGAGCAACAAGAGGAGAAGGUAGUCAUAAAAAAAGACUCCAAGGACUCUCUAGCAUCCAAGAAAGCCGUCAAAGAAACAGAGAUUUCCAACAAGGAAAAGUCUCCCCUUUCAAAUCCAGAAUUAAAGAGUAAUAAAAAAGCAACAGAGAAAAUCGUUGGUGAGAAUAUUUCUGAGGAGAAAAAUGAAAAGAAAACUGUUCCCAAGUUAGCUGAAAAAACCACAGAGAGAAAAACAAAGCCACUGUCAAAGCAAAGCAGUGUAGAAAGCAUUGCAGAGGAGAACACACAAUCAGUUAAAAAUGUCACCGAAGAGAGUGACAAAGAGAAAUUAGUGAAGAAUAGUAAAACCUUUGCGAAAGAGAAGAUUUCUUUAAAAGAUAUGAAAACUAAAGAACCCCUAAGUGAUAAUGAGGGGAGUGAUGAAGAGAGUUCCAUUAAGGUUAGUAAGAGUGAUAAGAACGUUAAAGAGAAAUCCGACAAAGAGAAGGAAAGUAUAAAAACAAAAGAGGAUAAUACAGAAGAGAAAUCCUUGAAGCUCGGUAAAAUCAAAGAGAGAGGAAAAGAGGAUGCCAGUACAUUAAAAGAGAUCGAUGAAAGCGAUAAAGAGAAACGUGCUAAAGCCAGUAAGGUAAAAGCGAAUGUAAAAGACAACACUGCUGAGAGCGAAGAAGAGAAACUCACAAAAGCCGGUAAGGCAAAAGAGAAUAUUGAAGAUAGUGAAAAGAGCAAACAAGAAAAAACCGUAAAAGAGAAGUCAAUGUCCUCUGAGGCGAGUGAUAACGAGAAAUAUGCUAAAGAGAGCAAUGAUAAGUCCACUGAAGAGAAGUCUACAAAAGGCAAAAAGAUCUCUGGCAAUAAUAAGAACGAAAAUGAAAGUGAAGAUAAAAAAUUGGGAAAAGCCAAAGUUUUGGAGAAAUCAGAAGAGAGCGGCAAAGAUAAAGUUAAAAGCAGCAAAGAUAUAAAGUUGGUAGAAGAAUGUGAAACCAAAAAAGAUGAAGAAGUGGCAAAAAAGAAACCCCAAGGAAAGACAUUGGAUGAUAACUCCCGCGAGGACAAAAAGAAAGAUCAAAAACUGGCUGAAGCUGCGAAGGAGAGUGCAAAAGCAAUGCAACCUUUAGAUUCAGAAACCAAAUCCAAGGUCCCAGAUGCUGCCAAAGCAAAAGAAUCCUUGGAAGAGGCAAAAUUAAAAAAAACCAACUCCAAAGAUGAUACUUCCACCAAAGUCGACAAUUUUGCCUCCAAGCUUAGCAGCAAACCUGAAGUCAUAGUAGAACAACCCAAAUUGCAAGUCAAGCAGAAAAAGGAAGAAAUGGAAAAACAAAUGGCAGCCAUGGAAAAGGAAACAACCAAGGAACCAUCUAAGGCGACGAUAAGCAGCAAGGCUAAACCUACACCUCCCUCAUCUCCCAAAAAUAAGGCAGAAAAGUUAAGCAAAGGUAAAUCUGAAGAAGCAGAAGACACCAAUGCAGGAAAACUUUUGCAAAAAUCCACGCCUCCAAACACCACAAAGGGUGAACAGGAAAUACAAACAAACACAGAAAAAGAGGAGGAAUUCAAAAAGCCAACUUGGGCCUCCAUCAGCAAACCGGGAAAACCGGUAAAAGCGGAUGAUUUUGAGAAGGAAUAUAAGGUGAAGGUUAGUGAGUCUCAUAGCCAAGAUACCUUGGAGAGUAAAACUCCAAAGAUAACGCCAACUUCACCCAGGAAGUCUGCAGAGAAAUCAUCCAGCAACACUGGGAAGGACAUCCCAACCCCUUCUGUACCGCCACCACCACCCCCCGUAACCUCAGCCUGGAAAACCAUGAGUGGAGCUGAAAUGAUUGCCCAAAAUCUCAAUAAACAAGAUACAAAAACUGAUAAGGCCUUUCCCUCGCUGGGAGGGGCCAUACCAAAAGCUACCAAAGCCCCAAGCAGUGAAAAAUUACUUCCUGAACUACCCACUCCCAAGGAAAUGAAAGAACCAAUGUCUCUAACAAAAAGCUCGCCCAAAAAAUCUAAAUCCAAUUCCUCGACCUUAGAUGAUUUUCCCAUAUUGAAACCCUUGGAUGCUUUACCGCCUCUGCCUACUUUAGAACCUUUGGAACUGAUUGGCGAGGCGGCAAAUCGCUCAGGCAAAGAUGUCAGUUUGAUUAAUUUUGAAAGUCCUUUGCAAGAAAAUCCCGCAUUGGAGCGCAAAAUUACACCUCCACCGCGAGGGUUUACCGAACAAAAUCUCAUUUUUGCUCUCUGCGGUUCGCUGCACUAUGAGAAUGAACAACGUUCUCGUUUGACACCCGAAAAAUCGGAUGUAUCUCCCACCACCCCCUCUUCGUCUAAUCGCUCUUCUUCGGCCUUGGAUGAACCCUCCAUGGCCGAUUAUAAAUCGCUAACGGAAAAUGAUGAUCCUUACAUCAGUUUGGAGCAAAGUUCCCAGGAUACCUACACCACCAACACCAAUACAACCAAUGACAAAUUCUCUUCGUCCACUAACUCUUCGGGCACCGAAGAGAUCAUCAUUAUGGAGGAGAAGAAAAUGACCAAAAAACAAAAACGUAAAAGACAACAGCAGUUGUUGGAAUUGCAAAAGCAAAAGGAGCAACAAUUGCAGCAACAUCAUCAUCACCACCAGCACCAUCACCAUCAAAUGGAUGAUGACGAGUUGAGACCUUUGAUUGCCAUGAGUGAAUCUCAAAUAGAGAAUAUAGCCGUAGGCAGUGCUUCCUCCGCCACUAUGCCUUCUCUGCUGGAUGAAAGUUUCUCCCUUAAACCUUUAAUAACCAAAUCAAAUACUCUAACCCACUCCACUACCACAGACAGUGAGGGACCCAUGCCGGCCACCACCUCAGAUGACAAUGUCUUCAUUAUGCCCUCCUCCACGAACACCGGCACCGGCACCAGCUCCGGCAGUGGAGGUCAACAUAAAAUAAAGACAAAAAAAUUGGAACAUAAAAUCAAUCUAAUGGCGGCCAUAGAAGCGGCCACUUCCUCUUCCACCUCAUCGGCUGAAGAAAGUGGCGUUGAAUUGGGAGGUGGAGGCCGCUCUCACGAUGCCGACGAUCACCCUGUGCUGUGUGGCCCCUCUUCAUUGAUCUCGUCAGCUAGUGUUGCCUCGUCUCUGGCAGCCUCGUCCUCUAUACUUCCCCCCUUGUCCAUGGCAGCUGUGGUAGCCGCUGGUGGUUCUGCCUCUCAUGCGCCCAUGACACUGAAUGCUUCAGCUGCGGCGGGGGCUUUAAAAAAGAAAACCAAAAGACGUAAGAGAUAAGAAUUAGCCAUUUGUUUGUUUUGUAUUUUUUGUUUAAUACUUGUCUAUUAUUUGUAUGUGGUCUAUUUUAGUCACAUUUUUGUAGUGGUAGCCAGCGGUACCACCGCUGUGAUUGGUACCGAUGGCACGGUAAUGCAUCGCCACACCCCUAGUACUUCAAGUGGUGGUGAUGGUGGUGGUGGUGUUUAUGCUGCUAAUACUCUUUUUAAAGAUCCAAUCUGACAAUCGAAUGUGGAGAUCCAUUAGCUGUUAAGAAAUGAUCCAUGUGAGAUUUGAGAAAAUAUUUAUUGUCGUUGAGAUUUUUUAUAC